CGGAGUAGGCUGUCAUUGUAAAUAAGAAUUUGUUUUUAACUGACUUGCCUAGUAAUUUUGAGAUACAAUGUCGUACAGUAGAUCAUAUCAAUCAUAUUAUUUUCUAGCCCAAAGGCCGGCAGAUGGCGAUAUUGAGUUGUUUCAUGAUAAUGUCCAAAGGCAUUGUUUGCAGCUGGCUAUAAGCCUGUAGCCGGUUCGUACAUAAAACAUUCUCCAUUCAGGCUGCAAAGGUGUCGAUUUCCUCCUUAAUUUGAUUUAUUGGCGAUAAUGCCACAGGGAAAAAAACAGGGAAAGUAUGUGUACUUUAUGAAACACAAUUUUGCACCACCAUGCUAGGGUGGCUAAUGCAUGAUCACUCAUGUUGGAAACUCUGAAAUGUUACACUUGCUAACCUAGGUGGAAGAAUCAGAUUCUGAAUUUCCCUCUUGGGUUUGGACCAGAAUCAACCAAUAGGAAGCUUUACGCAAAUAACUUUAGUUCACUUUAAGUCACAGGUCCCGAGUUUCCGACAUGACAUGAACACAGCAUAAUACCUAGGAACGCUAGUCCCAGAUGUGCAUAUCGCCUUUAGCCAUUUAGGCUGCAGCUGUCUGUUGUUUACCGCUGGCUGAAAAAGGGGUGUAAGUAGAAUCAACCAAUAGGAAGCUUAUUUAUAUAUAUAUAUAUUUUUUUAAUAUAUUUUUUUAUAUAUUUUUUUAUUUUAUUAUUAUUAUAUUUUUUUUAAAUCAAACCUUCUCACCAUUAAAUCAAGUUAAGGAGGAAAUUGACACCCUUGCAGCGUGAAUGGAGAAUGUUUUAUGUACAAACCUGUCCAUGGGGGACACGAGUGUAUAGCUGGCUGCAUCGUCAUCUGCUGGCCUUGAGGCUGUACUCUGAGGAUGGUGAACACAUUGUCCUGGUUCACACAGAAGAUGACAGAUUCUGGGCUAUGGAUUCAUCCUGUCCCCAUGAAGGAGGCCCUCUUGACCUCGGUGACAUUGAGGACCUGGGAGAUGGGAAGAGGGUUCUGGUCUGUCCCUGGCAUCACUUUGACUUCUGCCUGGAGACAGGUGCCUCUUCCAUGGGACUACAGAACCAGGUGUAUGAGGUCAGAGUUGUCCAAGACAUGAUUUAUAUCAACACACAGAAUGAGCUGUGUCUAAGUCCCAUCCCAGAGACAGACACAUCUAAUGGCAAGUUGUCAGUAGAUGCUGUCGAGCCAUCACCCUCUGAGGACACACUGUGCUUCUGGGCUACAAAGAUCCUCUGCACACCAGACCCCAAAGAGAAGGUAGCCAUGACACUGGAGGUCCAGGAGAGGUGGAACAGUGGGGAGAUAACAGAGGUGGGUCAGGCUACACCACCUGUCCAGCCAAGCAGGAAGGAGAACCUGACCGUACUGCAGCCGGGCAAAAUCAAGCGUGGCAAAGGUGGCACACAGGCUAGCAGGAUAGCCCUCCUCCACUCCCUGGCUAACAUAGAGCAGUGGGCUAUAGACCUGUCCUGGGACGUCAUCGCUCGCUUCUCAUCGGUCAGACUGGACACUGGAGAGCCCCUGCCCCGCCAGUUCUUCAGCGACUUUGUCAAAGUGGCCGGAGACGAGGCCAAGCAUUAUCACUUACUAGAGACGAGGAUCACAGAACUCGACAGCUUCUUUGGUGCGUUACCUGUUCAUAAUGGACUGUGGCAGUCAGCAACGGAUACGUCCCACAACCUUCUGGCGAGGCUAGCCAUUGUGCAUAUGGUACAUGAAGCCAGGGGCCUAGAUGUGCACCCCCAGACCCUCUCCCGCUUCGCUGCCCAGGGGGACUGCAGCUCUGUGGAGGUGCUGGAGGUUAUCUACCGGGAUGAGAUCACUCACGUGGCCGCCGGGCUCCGCUGGUUCACCUACAUCUGUUCACAGGAAGAACGGGAUUGCUUAUCUACUUUCCAUGACUUGGUGAAGCAGCACUUCAAAGGUUACCUGAAGCCUCCUUUUAACACAGAGGGUAGGAAGACAGCAGGGAUGACAGAGGAGUGGUACGUGCCUCUUGUAAAGCCUCCCAGUUAACAGACAAUGCCCCCGAGACCAGCAUGCUGUGACGAACACAGUUGUAAAGCCUCACAGUUAACAGACAACGUCCCCGAGACCAGCAUGCUGUGACGAACACAGCUGCUGCGUCCCAGCGGGUGGAGGAAGCAGAUUCACACCAAAUCUCAUAAAACCUGGAUGAAGGCCAAACUGUUACUAUUAUAAAGGUUUAAACUCAAACAUGUCAGUAGCCGUAUCAAUGUGGCAUUGCAAUCUAAUAUCUGAGCCCUGAUGACGUGGCAUUCGAUCAUUGGUUAAUUUGUGCAGCGCGACUGCAAUGUAGUCGGCCUGGAACGGCACCAUUU
Messenger RNA from Oncorhynchus mykiss (rainbow trout), 2355 nucleotides. NCBI's taxonomy places the organism in Eukaryota, Metazoa, Chordata, Actinopteri, Salmoniformes, Salmonidae. The record is from RefSeq and is a predicted model, not a curated record.